UUUUGAGCUCAAGGAUAUAUAUUAUCUCAUUCGAAAGAGAAAGGAAGCUGGUCGAAGCUUUUGAGAAAAUUGCUGUAAUUAAGAUUAGUUAAGAUGGUGCGAGCCCCUUGCUGUGAGAAGAUGGGAUUAAAGAGGGGGCCAUGGACUUCUGAAGAAGAUAAGGUUUUAGUCUCCCAUAUCGAAAAGAAUGGCCAUGGGAAUUGGCGUGCGCUUCCAAAGCAAGCCGGUCUACUAAGAUGUGGGAAGAGUUGCCGGCUCCGGUGGACAAACUACUUGCGGCCAGAUAUCAAGAGAGGAAACUUCAGCAGAGAAGAAGAGGAAACUAUCAUUAAGUUGCAUGAAAUGCUAGGGAAUAGGUGGUCAGCAAUUGCAGCAAAAUUACCAGGACGAACUGAUAAUGAAAUAAAAAAUGUCUGGCACACCCACUUGAAGAAAAGACUCAAACAAAACCAGGCCAACACAGAAACCAUCCUACAAUCUACAAACUGUAAUUCCAAUUCCACAGACUUGGAUGUUCUUCCUUCACAUCAGGCUUAUGCAUCAAUGUCACCACAACCAUCUUCUAGUGAUUUUUCAUCGGUCACAGAUGCCUCCGUCACAACAAACAGCAUGAGCCAUGUUAAGGGUGAUGACAUGGACUUGUCGGAAAGUUUUCCUGAAAUUGACGAAAGUCUGUGGUCAGAACUACCUUUGGCAGAGACUACCACCAGCAAUAUGCUAUCGGAUUUAUUGGCAGUCACUGAUGAAUCACAAGCUCAAUCUCAGUUCAAUCCACUUGAAACAGUGGAAUUAGGCUAUAAUUACGAUUCGAUUAGUACUGAUGAUGACAUGGACUUUUGGUACAACCUUUUCAUUAGAGCUGGGGGUUCAGCAGAAUUAUCAGAAUUUUAAAAGUACUGGCCGGGUUUUAUUCGGCGGCUUGGAAAAUUUCGAAUAUCAUUAUUGUUCACGUUCUUUGACCGUUACAACAGCGAAAGAUCAGGAAUUUCCAGUGGGGGGCAGGCUUAUCUCCAAGCCCAAAAGCUUGACGGACUAAAAGCAGGUCGUGUUGAUGAAUUAUGAUGAAGACAAGGUAUAAAGAAAAGACACCAUGCUGGUGAUUCUAGUGCCAAUUUGAAGGGACGCGCGCGAACGGCAAAAGGACAAAAAAGCAAGAUUGACUUAGAAACAGCUAGGUGAAAUCAUAUAUAGGAGGACUUGAGGAGAGAUCGAUCAGGACGUACGUGCUCCGGCCAUUGAAAUAUUUUACAAUAUUUUCUAAUCUUAAUUUCAAUGAACAAAUAAUUUAUGUUUAUUCUGCAUCUUGAUUAAUUACCCUUUUCAGUUUUGUGAAAAGAUAUUGUCAUGUUAGUGAUCGAUGAUGACAGCAAUUAAUACUAGUGUCAAAUUUUAGAGGGCAUGGAAUCCAUACUUUCAGUGUAUCAGAA
Molecule: messenger RNA, 1427 nt
Organism: Alnus glutinosa
Lineage: Eukaryota; Viridiplantae; Streptophyta; Magnoliopsida; Fagales; Betulaceae
Product: transcription factor MYB30-like
Exons: 3
Coding region: 94-891 (265 amino acids)
Source: RefSeq, a predicted model, not a curated record